GCUUUUAUUGCUAAAUUUGCUUCUUUUUCAGUGGGCCAUGACCGAGCUCACGACAGAUAGAGUUGUGCAAGGAAAUAUUUCUGAUGCAAUCAUUUGCCAGAUUUGCUUAAAUAUUCUAGACAAUGGAAGAGAGUGCAAGCAAUGAGAAGCUCCCUUCUGUGGGAAGUGUAUUGAUAAGUAUAUUUCAGUAAAAAGAACUGAAAAUGCAAACCAAAUCCUUUCCUGACCUAAGGGAUGUCCUAAGCUGAAGCUUAAGAAAUUGCACAGAAUGGUACAAGGCGUUAUUGAUAAGCUAAAAGUCAAGUGAGGCAUUUCUAAUAAGUGCAAUGCUAUUGAUACGAUUGAUAAUAUUAAGGAACAUGAGAAGAACUGAAAAUAUAAUUCAAUAGCUUGAGCAAAUUAUCAGGUGUGCAAAUCACUAUGAAGAAGACAAGACCUAGAUGAACAUCAAAAAAUUUGAGCAGCUUUUAGCCAAAUGAAUAAGGAUUGUAGAGAUUGAGGAGACUCUUAUGUGAAAUCGUUUAGUCUUACUGAAUCAAGCUCAUUCUUACAACAGCUACAUGACAGAUAUUUUUGAAAAGCAACAAACUUUGUUAGUUGAAGAUUUUGAGGGAAAAUAGAUAUUUUGAAAAUAGAUUUCUUUGACCAUAUUAUGAAUAAUUGCACUGUAGUUAAUCAAAAUAUUCAAAUGCACCAAGGAUAUUCGAAUAAUUUUAUUGGAAGAAGAGAUAUUAGCCCUUCAAUAACAAGCGAGCAGAGUCAAUCAAGAGAAAGAAAAAGAAGCAAAAGAAAGAGAGAAAUUAAAGAAUUUGAUAAGAGUUCUAAAAGUAGUCAAGGUAACAAAAGGAAUAGAAGAAAGCCUUUAUUUAUUGUUCAGAAAAAGGAAGAUGAUAUUUGUGAAGGACAGAAUCCUACUUUUCUACAAUAUGCAAUAGAAGAUAAUGAUGAAAAAGUAGAUGUAAGUAUCUCUGAAAAUCGUAUUGCUCAGCAACCCUCUCCCUCUCAAAAUAUCAGAUAUCAGCCAGAACCUGCACAACCACCUCCUCAAAUUCCUCCUGAGCCUGAUUACGAAACCCCUGGGAACCCAGACAAGUCUGAUGAAAUAAGUAUCGAUCAGGUCUCUGAAGAAGAUACUUAUCACAAGAUGAUGCAUUUUUCUAAAGAGCCACAGGCUGUACUAGAAUUGAAUCCUGCUCUACACUCUGAGCCUCAGCCAGCUAUAGACUUACAAAACUACUACAAAGAGCGUAUGGGGUCUUUAGUUUCACCCAUUUCUCUCCAAAACAUGAUUGAAGAGUUUGAUCGUGUAUCUUUAGUAAGCGCUGGCUCUGUAGAUAACUUUGACGGUAAAGGAAGAGAAUUUGAACGUAUCAGUUCAAUCAAGGCCAAAGCAUACUCACAAAACUGUGCUAUGGGAGACGAUUUUGACGAAUUCCAAAAAGUUCCACGAUAAAUUUGAUAAUUGUGUUUUG
Moneuplotes crassus is the source of this 1472-nucleotide messenger RNA. NCBI's taxonomy places the organism in Eukaryota, Ciliophora, Spirotrichea, Euplotida, Euplotidae. The record is from the annotation of a GenBank genome assembly.